This is a messenger RNA of Tarenaya hassleriana, 2255 nucleotides long. Its product is annotated as threonine--tRNA ligase, chloroplastic/mitochondrial 2-like. Gene Ontology annotation, cellular component: cytoplasm; chloroplast stroma; mitochondrion. Gene Ontology annotation, biological process: threonyl-tRNA aminoacylation. The record is from RefSeq and is a predicted model, not a curated record. Gene Ontology annotation, molecular function: threonine-tRNA ligase activity; ATP binding. The transcript is spliced from 8 exons. Lineage: Eukaryota; Viridiplantae; Streptophyta; Magnoliopsida; Brassicales; Cleomaceae. Bases 131 to 2134 code for a protein of 667 amino acids.
CCACUUAUCGGGGGCCUUGCACCACAGAAUUUAUCCAAAUUCUCAAAUCCAUUUCUUCUUUUCUUCUUCUUCUUCCACAAAUUCCGAAGAAACCUGCGAAUUCUCUCGCUGGUUCUUCGAAGUUCGAGCUAUGGCGAGUUCGCAUUCCCUCUUUUCUUCUUCCUCAUCAUCCUUCCUCUUCAGACCCUCUUCUCUCAGACGCUUUGUCUCCGCCCCGUCUCGCCUCCUCGAGUCGCCGGGACUCCGCCGGGGCCCGCGUGGAUUUCCCGCCAUCUCCGCCGUGGUCACCGAGCCUGCUCUUUCCGACGUCGGGUCUAAGAACGGCGGCGUGUCGCCGAAGAAGACGGAACCGGAGAUUGUCCCGCUUCCCACUAACGAGUCGUCGGAGAAACUGCUCAGAAUCCGUCACACGUGCGCACAUGUGAUGGCCAUGGCAGUUCAAAAGCUCUUCCCAGAUGCUAAAGUGACGAUUGGGCCAUGGAUUGAUAACGGCUUCUAUUACGAUUUCGAUAUGGAGCCUUUGACUGACAAAGACCUGAAAAGGGUCAAGAAAGAGAUGGACAGGAUCAUUAGUCGGAAUCUACCACUUGUACGGGAAGAAGUCUCUAGGGAAGAAGCAGAGAAAAGGAUCAUGGUAAUCAACGAGCCUUACAAGAUGGAGAUUCUUGAAAGUAUCAAGGAAGAACCCAUCACCAUUUAUCACAUUGGUAAUGAAUGGUGGGAUCUUUGUGCCGGGCCUCACGUCGAGACGACCGGAAAGAUCAACAAGAAGGCUGUAGAACUCGAAUCUGUUGCAGGUGCAUACUGGAGAGGAGAUGAAAAGAGGCAAAUGCUUCAGAGGAUAUAUGGAACAGCAUGGGAGAAUGAAGAACAGCUAAAAGCUUAUCUUCAUUUUAAAGAGGAAGCAAAACGCCGUGAUCACAGACGCAUUGGUCAAGACCUUGAUCUCUUCUCCAUACAGGAUGAAGCUGGUGGAGGAUUAGUGUUUUGGCAUCCAAAGGGCGCCAUAGUUAGGAACAUCAUCGAAGAAUCUUGGAAAAAGAUGCAUAUAAAACGUGGGUAUGAUCUGAUUUACACACCGCAUGUAGCUAAAGCCGAUCUGUGGAAGGUCAGUGGUCACUUGGAUUUCUACAGAGAGAACAUGUAUGAUCAAAUGGAGAUAGAAGAGGAGCUUUACCAACUCCGACCCAUGAAUUGUCCUUAUCACAUCUUGCUCUACCGAAGAAAGCUUCAAUCUUAUCGGGAUUUACCCGUCAGGGUGGCUGAGCUCGGAACAGUUUACAGAUACGAGUUGUCGGGAAGCUUGCAUGGUCUCUUCCGAGUGAGAGGGUUCACCCAGAUUACUUACAGUUUGCUCCGUCAGGAUGAUGCACACAUAUUUUGUCUAGAGGAUCAGAUUCAAGAUGAGAUCAGAAGUGUUUUAGAUCUUACCGAAGAGAUAUUAUCGCAAUUCGGCUUCGACAAAUAUGAGGUGAACCUAUCAACUAGACCAGAAAAAUCCGUUGGAAGCGACGAUAUAUGGGAGAAGGCAACCUGUGCGCUUAUGAACGCUUUAGACGACAAGGGAUGGAGCUACCAAAUCGAUGAAGGAGGCGGUGCUUUUUACGGCCCAAAGAUCGACCUUAAAAUCGAGGAUGCCCUCGGAAGGAAAUGGCAAUGCUCGACCAUACAGGUCGACUUCAACCUUCCUCAGCGUUUCGACGUUACUUAUGUUGAUUCAAACACGGAAAAGAAGCGUCCGAUAAUGAUCCACCGAGCAGUUCUGGGUUCGUUAGAGAGAUUUUUUGGGGUUCUGAUAGAACAUUACGCCGGGGAUUUUCCCAUCUGGCUCUCUCCCAUUCAAGUUCGGGUUUUGCCCGUCACUGAUAACCAGUUGGAGUUCUGCAAGGAAAUAACCAGAAAGUUAAAAGCUUGCGGCGUUAGAGCAGAGGUCCGCCAUGGAGAAAGGCUCCCAAAGCUCAUCAGAAACGCAGAGACGCAGAAGAUACCGUUAAUGGCGGUUGUGGGUCCCAAAGAAGUCGAAACGGAAAGUGUCACCGUUAGAUCGAGAUUCGGAGGAGAGCUCGGAACCAUUUCAGUUGAUGAGUUCAUCUCCAGAAUCAAUGUCGCCAUUGAAACCAGGAGUGCCCUGUAAACUGUAAGACCGCAGAAUCUGUCUGAAAAGAAACUGCACAAAAAUUAAAUCAUACUGUUAAAAAUGAUUUAUAUUUAGUAUCUAUUUAUAAGGGUAAAUAAUAGUUAUUUAAAUUUAAAUA